Messenger RNA from Meyerozyma guilliermondii ATCC 6260, 2001 nucleotides. RefSeq names its product serine/threonine protein kinase (gene PRK1). The record is from RefSeq and is a predicted model, not a curated record. Gene Ontology annotation, cellular component: cytoplasm. Gene Ontology annotation, molecular function: protein serine/threonine kinase activity; ATP binding. The coding region runs from base 1 to 2001 and encodes 666 amino acids. Gene Ontology annotation, biological process: protein autophosphorylation; actin filament organization; peptidyl-threonine phosphorylation. NCBI's taxonomy places the organism in Eukaryota, Fungi, Ascomycota, Pichiomycetes, Serinales, Debaryomycetaceae. The transcript has a single exon.
AUGGGUCCAGUACCCCCAAAUGCAUAUCCGCCGGGCAAACGGCUCACUGUUGGCUCCCACUCCGUGACCAUAAUCAAAUAUAUUUCCCAGGGCGGUUUUGCACACGUUUAUACUUGUGAAAUCAACCCGCCUUUUCGGGGCCAAACCGUAGCAUGCUUGAAGCGAGUGGUAGUUCCCAACAAGCUUCAACUCAAUCUUCUACGCCAAGAAGUCGACGCCAUGAAGCGUCUCAAGGGCAAUGACCACAUCGUCUCAUACAUUGAUUCCCAUGCUUCUCGGUUGGUGUCAGCUGGGCAAGUUGGGGCCCCGACGUCGGCGCAGCAGUAUGAAGUGUUUCUACUAAUGGAAUACUGUUCUCGCAAUGGACUCAUUGACUUUAUGAACUCUCGACUCUCGUACAAACUCACCGAGCCGGAAAUCCUCACCAUCAUGAGAGACGUUACCGUUGGAGUUGCAAUGUGCCAUCACCUACGUCCGCCAUUGCUACACCGUGAUAUCAAGAUUGAAAACGUUCUCAUUGAUUCCAAUGGCUCCUACAAGUUGUGUGACUUUGGGCUGGCCGUGCCAUACGCUCCGGUGCCACAGACUCCUCAGGAACUCCAGCUUCUUCAUGACGAUAUAAUGCAUUAUACCACUCCCCAGUACCGGGCUCCCGAGAUGAUAGAUCUUUCACGGGGUUUUCCCAUCGAUGAUAAGCUGGAUAUAUGGGCCUUGGGGUGCUUUCUUUACAAAUUGUGCUACUAUACAACGCCUUUUGAGCUGCCGGGCCAUGCUAGCAUGGCUGACUUGGAACGUCUGAUUCUUCAUUCUUCCACUACCCUCAAGAUUCCCCACGACCAACCGGGCCUGAUAUUUCUGCCUCGUCUCAAGAACAUGAUCAAAUGCUGCUUGCGGGAAGACCCCCGGCGCAGACCUAACGCAGUGCAAUUGCUUCAAGAAGUUUGCGCGAUGAAGAACGAGCCAGUACCCAACGUCUUGCCUUACACAAUGAAGGACAAGUUUUCAAGACUGGAACCCUCGUUGGUGACUCAUACUACAGAACCACAACCGGACCAAAUUCCUGUCAAAAAGGAAAAACCAAAGGAUCCAUUUGCAUCAAUUGACAAAUCCAAGCUUCUCACUACAAAAAGUGAUCUUGAGACCAAAGCACUUCCCCGUCCCCAUUCUACCUAUAUUUCGGCUAGCGUUGCCAAAUCAUCCUCAAGCUCUCGUCCUUUGAGCUACAUUGACUCCACUUCUGCUACCCUGCUCAAAUCAUUCGUGCACUCACAAUUGGGCGAUUCUACAAAUUCCCAUAUAAACGACGGUCCUGGUACACUAGAUUUCCUCCGGAGCAAGGAAGAAGAAAACGCCAAAAGUUUGGGCCUGCGACAAAAUACUGGAGGCAGUUUCCGCCAGUCGUGGAAAGAGGGAAUCAGAAGAAUCAGUACCGGAAGCAGUAGCACUCAUUCGACGGGUUACAAUGGUUCUACGGAAAAGCGCAGUGCGUUUGGAACUAUGAAAAAGGUAUUGACUGGGGGUUCUUUCAGACGUGCAAGUACUAGUCCUGAGGAACCUGAACUGGAAGAAUCUAGCUUGCUGAUACAGAAAAGAAUGGCCAGACUUCUCAACGGCUCCAAUGACCACAAGGUGAAGAAAACUGCCGAAGGAUACGGCAGAUUCACAGACACGAAAGACUUUAUUGAUCUGGAUGAUAUUGAUGCCAUAAAUCGUGCGGAAGCAACGGUUUCAAACCCUAUCGUCAAGAAAAACCAUACCAUCACUAGACGAACGAUCCAGCCUCCUAAAGUCCCCAAGAGUCUAUCGUACGAAAGCUCAAAAAAAACUGAACCGGCAAUGCCUCCUAAGAAACCAGCCAAGAAACCUCCUCCGAAGCCCAAAAAGCCUUCUUUUUUGCAGGAGAAACACAAAAGAACCAGCGUUUCUAGCGACGACAGUUUGGUUCCGGAUAUCGAUGAUCUCGAAAAGCAGUUUGCAAAGCGGUUCCCAAGCUACGUAUGA